UAAACUUGUUUUUCUUUUUUUCUUUGUGUGUUUUUCUGAGCGGCAGCUGGCGGUCAAAGUACCAGAGCAUUACCGGGCUUCCUUGGACAUUUAAGUCCCGUUAGUGUCUCCGGUUUGUCUACGGUUUGUGUCUCCAGAUGACGGAGAGUCCGGACAGCAACGUCCUGCAGCGGACACACAGCGGCGGUACCGGCCCGACGGUGGUGAAGGUGGAGUCAGGUGUGACAGGUGUAUCGGUCCUGGCCCCGUCACAGACCGCUGAGCUUCACUUCCUGCGUUCGCGGGUCCGAGAGCUGGAGAGAGAGAAGGCGGAGCUGUCGGCGGAGAACCAGAGACUAAAGAACAUGCUGGUCCACGAAAUCCCUGGGCUCCUGUCCACCAUGUGGCAGACGUUGGGCCAGGCCAACAGUCACCACUCCGUCUCCACGGCAACAGGCAGGAGCGACAGUUACGCUCCAUACUCACAUCACCACCACUCGACCAAUCAGGACGAAGACUUCAGCCCCCUGGUCCACGUCCAGCAGCUCCAGGAGGAGCUGAGCGGGGACAUGUCGGAGUCCUGGGGCCUGCUGGGCUCCGAGGACGAGGAGGUGCCAGGAGGAGCAGACAUGGGCCUGGGGAGCCACAUGGGGGAGGAGGCGCCGCUCUGCAGCCAGACUGACAUGGAGGAGCUAAGGAGGAGCUGCUCCGAGAGCCAGUGUACCUCCGGACACCUUAAUGGACAUGUGAGCCAGGUGGAGGUGUAUCCGGGAUCUGGUGUUCUCUGUGAUGUCCGCUCGUGGCAGGCAGCCAAUCAGGCGCAGUCUCCCACUGCGAUGGCACGAACGCUGCUAAUAGGUGUGUUUGAUAUGAACACGCUGAUGAAUAGUAACCUGCGAGGAGGACGGAGCCGUCGGCCCGCCUUCCACCCACAACGCAGCGCUCUCGACCCGCACAAGAUCAACGCCAUCUUCAACGCCAUCUUGGCUCGGUUUCCUCUCGCCAAGAAAGGAGUCAUUGGCUCCGGCAUCAACUCCAAACUGUCUGAGAUCCGUUUCCGCUCCCGUAGAGCCAAUCGAGACUCCCAAUUCCUCUGACGGACAGCUAGACGGCUCCACCUAUCUUACAGAAAAAACUUCCAAACGUCCAAUGAGAACACAGCAGUCUGGAGCUGCUGCACCAAUGAGCUGUUGGACAGACUGACAGUUUAAUUUCAACCUCUGGUCAGUUUCAGGUCAGGUCUGGUUCUCAUGUCGCUGAGUCUGCGGCUCUUUGGCAACCUGUUGGAGAGCUGUGCGUUGCUGUAACGACCCGAUAACCUGCUACAAAACCACCACAAGGAGACGCAAAAUGGCCGCAAAGAGACACAAAACAAACAUGUAGAGACUCAAAAAAACCACAAAGAGACA
Molecule: messenger RNA, 1388 nt
Organism: Siniperca chuatsi (mandarin fish)
Lineage: Eukaryota; Metazoa; Chordata; Actinopteri; Centrarchiformes; Sinipercidae
Exons: 5
Coding region: 138-1076 (312 amino acids)
Molecular function (GO): DNA binding
Source: RefSeq, a predicted model, not a curated record